Messenger RNA from Stylophora pistillata, 3496 nucleotides. RefSeq names its product sucrase-isomaltase, intestinal. Gene Ontology annotation, molecular function: carbohydrate binding; alpha-1,4-glucosidase activity. Lineage: Eukaryota; Metazoa; Cnidaria; Anthozoa; Scleractinia; Pocilloporidae. Gene Ontology annotation, biological process: carbohydrate metabolic process. The record is from RefSeq and is a predicted model, not a curated record.
ACUCCACGCACAGCUCUUUAUAUCGUGUCUUUAAGCACGCUUGGCAGCUUUGAGCUACAAAGACGCCACGAGCGGAAAUGUGUAAUGGCGUCCCUUUACAACCAAACAAUGCUUCUUUACCUAGUCGUUACCGUUGCACUAUCUUCAGUUUUCGCAGAGCAUGUCUUGGACAAGGACAAAAUCGACUGUUAUCCAGAGAUUGGAAACCAAACUCUCUGCGAGGCGCGGGGGUGUACAUGGGAGGAAUCACGAUCAAAGGGUGUUCCUUGGUGUUUUUUCCCUCAGUCAUAUCAAGGUGGAUAUAAGAUAGAUGGAGAGGUUCGAGAAACCCAACUAGGAUACCAAGCCACUCUUAAAAGACGUUCCAGCACCACAAUCUAUGGGGACGACAUCGACGAGGUUGUACUUGAUGUAGAGUUUCAAACAGACGACCGCGUCAGAUUUAAGCUCUACGACGCCAAGAAAAAAAGAUAUGAAGUACCAGUCCCCAUAACAAGUACGACAUCAAAGGCUUCAAAUGCAAAUUAUAGAGCUGAGUUCCAGAGGGAUCCUUUCUCCCUGAAAAUACUGCGAAAAGACAACGAUGUAGUCAUAUGGGACUCGUCCGUUGGCGUGCUUAUAUUUGAGGACCAGUAUAUACAGAUCUCCAAUAAACCCCCUUCUUUAUUUGUGUACGGGUUUGGUGAACAGGAACAUAAGUCAUUCAAACAUAACCUUUCAGCUUGGGAGGUGCUUCCCAUCUUCACAAGAGACCAAUUUCCAUUUAGUGGUGGAAAUUUGUAUGGCCACCAUCCUUUUUACACUUGUAUGGAAACCGAUGGCAAAUCUCACGGGGUUUUUCUAAUGAAUAGUAACGCGAUGGAUGUCGCCCUACAGCCAAAACCAGCCAUAACCUAUCGUACUAUUGGAGGAAUUCUGGAUUUCUACAUAUUUCUCGGUCCUUCGCCUGAGGACGUCAUUAAACAAUAUACUGAGGCUAUAGGUCGUACAUUUUUGCCGCCAUAUUGGUCGCUAGGAUUCCAGCUAUCUCGUUGGGGAUAUAACAAGAUUGAAACGGUAAAGAAUCUAGUGGGGAACAUGACUGAACAAAAUCUACCUCAGGAUGUGCAGUACGGCGAUAUUGACUAUAUGAUCCGACACAAAGACUUUACGUAUGAUCCAGUCAGCUUCAAAGGGUUGCCUGAAUUUGUUCGCUCAAUCAAGAACGAUGGCUUGCGAUACAUCAUCAUCCUGGAUCCAGCUAUUGGAGCCAAUGACACCGACUAUCGUCCUUACGACCUAGGAAACGAACUGAAUGUGUUCAUCAAAGAUGGAGAUUCUGGAAAAAACCUGUUUGGGAAGGUGUGGCCGACGUUUGAAAACAUCACAAUGAACGACAGCCUCCCGUGGGAUGAAAAAACGAGGCUUUACAGACAAUUUGCCGCAUUUCCAGACUAUUUCCAUCCAAACAUUAGUAAAUACUGGAAGAAUCUCAUUAAAGACUUUCACAAGAUCAUCGAAUUUGACGGAUUGUGGAUUGAUAUGAACGAGCCGGCAAACUUUGUUGCUGGAAGAGUGGGUGGAUGUAGUAAAAACAAGUGGGAUUAUCCCCCUUACAAACCAAGGAUUAUUGGGGACAUCAUGGCAGACAAGACAGUGUGCAUGAAUGCGAAACAACACAAUGAUCUACACUAUAAUGUUCACAGCUUGUAUGGAUGGAGUCAGACAUUGGUUACUCUGGAUGCGGCUAGGGAAAGUACAGGAAAGCGAAGUAUCGUGAUCUCGAGAUCAACUUUCGCCAGCAGUGGAAAAUAUGCUGGUCAUUGGCUUGGAGACAACAAGGCAUCAUGGGACCAGCUCCAUACAUCGAUUAUUGGGAUGUUAGAGUUCAACCUGUUUGGUAUUCCUUACAUUGGGGCCGAUGUUUGCGGAUUCUUUGAUCACCCGACAAGUGAGAUGUGCCUUCGCUGGACUCAACUUGGAGCUUUUUACCCUUUCUUUAGAAAUCACAAUGGCUUUGGAAAUAAGGCUCAAGAUCCAACAGCAUUUGGCGACGAAUUCGCAAGUAACGCUCGUAAAGUUCUCCGCACACGUUACAGAUUGUUGCCGUUCCUGUAUACACUGUUCUAUGAAGCACACAUGGAGGGCUCCACUGUAGUGCGGCCUGUAAUGCACGAGUUCGCAGAUGACAAAGAAACUUGGGGCAUUGACCGGCAAUUUUUGUGGGGACCGUCGCUACUUAUAUCACCGGUUUUAGAUGAGGGUAAGACCACUGUUGAUGCAUAUUUUCCUGACGAUCGAUGGUAUGACUAUAACACAGGCAAGGAGAUGAGCAUCCGUAAAAGUCACGUGACUUUGGACGCCCCUAUUGAUCACGUUCCUCUUCAUGUUCGAGGCGGCCACAUCAUUCCGACGCAGGAACCAGCCAUCAACACGGCUUUAAGUCGUCAGAAUCCAUUGGGCCUGAUUGUAGCGUUCGGAGACGAUGGAAUUGCUUCAGGACAGCUCUUCUGGGACGAUGGGGAAUCCAUUGACACCGUGGAAAGUAAUGAAUACCUACUAAUAAAGUUCUCCAGCCAAGAGUCUGGGAUGAAAUUCUCUGUUGAGAAGAAUGGUUUUGUCGCACCGGACCUCCCUAAAUGGGGCUCAGUGGAUGUGUAUGGACUCUCUGCAGGCAUUCUUGUCUCACUCAGUGUCAACGGGGAGGACAUGAAAGAGAAAGCAACCUACGACAUUAAUUAUAAGGUCUUGAAAAUCACGGGUCUGUCACUCGACGUAAAUAAAGACCACACCAUCGACUGGGAAUUCGAGCCUAACCCUAAGGCAGCCGUAAGAAAAAUUGAGCCCUAUAUCACCGCUGUAGUUGUUCUUCUGUUGGUUGUAUUUAUAAGCUGCAGUUAUUGAACAGGGAUUCAUGAGGCUCUGAGCUGUUCCACUGUAUAAACUGUGUAACCAUUCAGGAUUCGAUCCCAAGUGCCUCUGGAUGGUUCCUAUCCUAAACAGAAACUGCCUGAGACAGCACGGGACUUUAGUUGCUUAGUUUACUGCGGAGUAAUACAUGUUCUACAUUUACAUUGUGUAAGGAUCGGUCAGUUGGAAAAGCAAGCUGGCAAAAGUAUGUCCGUGUUGUGUUUUAGUUCUGUCUAUUUUAUAACCGCAUGGCACAAAUGCAAUGCUCAGUAAGAAUCGCCCUUUUUUUUUUGUUUGACAACCAACGAUACCUCUGCCCGCGCGUAUUUCAUUUUUGGUAAUACCUCAAUGAUUCAUCGGGGAUUUGAGGACAUCAGUGGGCGCUCAGUACUGUCAAUUGCAGUUUUAUUCCAGUCGGUCACAUGUUGAUUCAGCUAAUAGAAACUCUCAUUAAGAAAGGUGAAUCCCACCCUCCUCCCCUCAAAAAAUAACAACGUCUCUUAUUGUUACUGACCGUCCGUCAGGGAAGGUUUUCAACCAAACUCCUUCACUGGAUUCUAAAAAAAAGAUUAAAUGAUAACCAUGAAUGGUUAACUCAUUCGCUGCA